AUGGGUGGUCUCAAUCACUCGCCUCGACUGAAAAGCAGAACCGAAAACAGAACAACACAACCAAUAAACAAAGCAGAAUUGGAAACAACAAUGCCUUUCGUGCAAUCCAAGCGUUUAACACGAAAAGAUUUAGGUGUAUCUCCAGAAAUGUUGAAGCUGUUUGGUUUGAAGCCUAAAACGGACGAAAAUACAUGCCUCCAGCAUGUCAAAAAGCCAUCUGCUCAGCAGAAGACACCUUAG
Messenger RNA from Thelazia callipaeda (thelaziosis nematode), 240 nucleotides. The record is from the annotation of a GenBank genome assembly. NCBI's taxonomy places the organism in Eukaryota, Metazoa, Nematoda, Chromadorea, Rhabditida, Thelaziidae.